GAUCGAACAAAUUUCAAAAUGUUCGAAUAUUCUGACUGUAUAAAUUUUGUUCUUUUUAUUUUCCAAGUUAACUGCAAUUAAUAUGUUCAGUUCUUUAAUGGAGAUGAUAAUAUUUCUCGACAAUGAAAUCAAUUUCCUCCUUGCAGAAAAGAAGAAAACAGGGAAGGAAAUAUGUCUCAAAUAUCGACUGAAGAAAAUGAAGGAGUUCAAUAUAUUCUCAAUGAUGAUGACUUUGUGUUAGAUACAACUGAUGAAGGUGAAGACCUGAAUGAUGUAAUCCUUUCAGAUGGUACUAGAGCUAUACUUGUAAAUGGACACAUUUUGCAGUCAGACCCACAAACCAUAUUUCUACAAGAAGGAGAUGACAUUAGUCAAUACCUGAUCAAUACUAAUGAUGGUGGAAUAUUAAUAGCAGAUACAGAAAAUACAACAGAUGCCCAAAAAACUGAUGACACUGAAGUAAUUCAAUACAUUGAUGACGAAGGAAAUUUUGUAUCCGAACCUACGAACAUUUUGUAUGUAAACGAAGAUGGCGUUCCCAUCAAGGAAGAAGACUUGGUAAAUUACGAGAUAGCUCAAUCUAUUGAGCCUGAAGAGGAAAAUUAUCAAACUCAAGUGAUAAAUCCCUCUCAGUUAUUGACAAAACAAGAAAGUGAAGAAUAUUUUGCAAACAUUUUGGAUCAGAAUGAGUACCAAUACGCUAUUUUGAAAGAUGGCAAUCUACAUAUUCAAACCGUUCCGGCUGAAGCAGGUCAAGUAAGUGAGUUGGAAUGUUCUGACGUGCCAACUCUAGAUGUGUCGAACAUUAGAGGAACGAAUCUCCUCACUGGCCAAUCUGUAUCACUGGAGGGUUAUAUUGAGAAAAUAACGAAAAAAAUUGGGACAUGCAAUCCAUAUACGCUUAUAGGGGAAGAGUCAAACAACCGUAAACGAAGGGUUAAAAAGAGCCUGAAAGGGUUGUUGAAUAUGAAAUUGAAUUUGGGCGUGACGUCUAGCGGUAAAAGAUUGGUUGGAAAAGUAGUUCAUGUAGGAACCAAGGAAGUAUCCAGUAAAAAAGAAAAUCAGAAAAAGCUUCUACCCGAUUGCAAGAACGAAACACAUGCUGGGCCCAUUCAAAUACCUUCGCAGCAGAGCAAGAGCCCAGAUGGCUGCAGUGGGGCUUCUGGGGACCGAUUAACAACUGUACCGCUUGCUGUUGGUGCGUGUGGAAUAGAUUCAGUGAACAAUGACCACAGUAUGUACAGUCGAAGUAUAGAAAGCAUGGUGGAACCCCCACCUUUGCUCAAUGUAAUUUCUCAAGAUUCCGCCUCUUUUCGACAGAUGGCAGAUACUCUUACGAACCUCAUGAGUACCGACAAUUUGAAGACCAAACUGCAAGAAAAAACGCUAAUGAUCAGCGUUGUAGAAGGAAACGAUCAGUCCUCCGAAGAGCCCACCAAGAAUAUUUUCCACUGCAGCGGUCAUAUGGAAGUUGAGUCUGGCUAUGAUGAACAUGGGAAUUAUUUGGAAAAUUGGUCUUUUGUACCUUAUCAUAAUGUAGAGGAACUGUUUCAGAGCAGAUCGUUUCAGGACAAAAAAAUCAAUUCUUCAACUUGCAAAUAUGAAGAUGUGACAAAUGUAUCCUUAAUCAAUACCCUUCAGAAAAACAACAAACGACUGAUUCGGGUCGUAAUAGAUCCGGAGAACAUGUGUUUCAAGUGCCAUAAAGAUUUUCAAAGCAAUCGUAAUUUGAAAGAUCACUUGGAGAAUAUACAUUUUCAGUGUUCCGUUUGUGAGAAAAGCUUCAAAAGUAUACAAGAUGUUCGACAGCACAAGCAGGAACAUACCAAGACGGGGAAAUUAUUUAUUUGUGCAAAUGAUGAAUGUCAUAAGCUUUUCGCUAGUAAAGAUCUGCUGUUGCAACAUACUAAAACACAUAAAUUGGAGGCUUUGGAGCAGCAAGAUACUCAAGAUUACAGUUGUAGCGAACCGGUUUUGAAGAAGUUAUUAUAUAAAUGUGAAAUAUGCAGUAAAGCCUUCUGCAGUAUACGCGAUAUGAACUUUCAUAAGAACAUAACUCAUACAAGUAAACUUUACGGCUGUGAGAUUUGCAAACGUUCCUUUUCAAGAUAUGCCAAUUUACAAAGACAUGCUGAAAUACACAAAGGAUCUGCAGAAAUGUUCAGUUGUGAUAUCUGUGGCUGCUCCUAUCACUAUAUGUCAUCGCUAACUAGGCACGUAGUAAACACUCAUAUCAAAACAGUGGAGGCUGAUAAAACAACAUGAGGAUCGGAUGGAUAUAUUUAUUUAAAAACAUUUUUUCAAUAUCAAACAUUUUAGUCAAAUAUAACUUGUAAGUUUGUAAAAUAUGUGAUAUGAAGUAAAUAUACAAUUGUUUUUAA
This is a messenger RNA of Leptinotarsa decemlineata (Colorado potato beetle), 2381 nucleotides long. RefSeq lists its product as uncharacterized. The record is from RefSeq and is a predicted model, not a curated record. Gene Ontology annotation, biological process: regulation of gene expression. Gene Ontology annotation, cellular component: nucleus. NCBI's taxonomy places the organism in Eukaryota, Metazoa, Arthropoda, Insecta, Coleoptera, Chrysomelidae.